Messenger RNA from Cuculus canorus (common cuckoo), 4480 nucleotides. RefSeq names its product MYB binding protein 1a (gene MYBBP1A). The record is from RefSeq and is a predicted model, not a curated record. The transcript has 27 exons. The coding region runs from base 87 to 4055 and encodes 1322 amino acids. Gene Ontology annotation, molecular function: transcription factor binding; RNA binding; transcription corepressor activity. Lineage: Eukaryota; Metazoa; Chordata; Aves; Cuculiformes; Cuculidae. Gene Ontology annotation, biological process: regulation of DNA-templated transcription. Gene Ontology annotation, cellular component: nucleolus.
GGCGGAGCGGCCGCGGCCCCACGUGCGGCGGUACCGGGACCGGGAGCGUGGGAGCCCCAGGGGCCGGGAGCGAGCCGUGUCUCGGCAUGGCCCGGCGGCAGGGAGCGGGGCAGGAGCAGGACGGCGUGCCGGGAGCGGGGCAGGGCGGCCCGGUGCCCCUCGACCCCCGCGGGGUGCUGCGGCAGGGCCGAGCCUUCCUCGACUUGUUCUGGGACAUCGCCAAACCCGAGCAGGAGGCGCGGCUGGAGGCCACGGAGCGGCUGCUGCGGCACCUGCGGGAGCGCAGGGAGGAUGAUGAGCUCAAAUACACGCUGAAACGCCUGGUGGAAGGGUUGGGAGCCACCCGAGAAGCUGCCCGACCUGGCUUCAGCCUGGCCCUGGCGCAGGUUUUACAGGCUUUUGAGGAAAUACCCAUCUGCAGCGUCCUGGAACAGAUCAAAGAAAAACACAAUCUGGAAAAAGUGAAAAAGAAACUUGUGAGAAAUGCUGCUUUUGGGAACUUUUUUGGUGUCAUGGCUCUGUUUCAAUCUGGCCGGCUCGUUAAGGACCGGAAAGCUCUGUUGGAGAGCAUCCAGCUUCUCCAGCAGCUGGCACGUUACCAAGCACACCUCAGAGAUCUCCCUCGCAAAACUCUUAUCGACAUCACAUCCGAGGUUCCUGAAGCUGUGUUUGAGGAUGUCCUGUUUGGCAUUCUGCAAAGUGACCUUGCUUCAGCCUUCACGUCUCCAGAGAACCUGCACCUUUUGCUUGUGGGCAUACAGAAAUUCCCUGCUGUUCUGAAACCUGGGAAACUGAAAAAGCUGUUUGGCUCACCCACUGUUGUAAAUGAGGAAAAUAUUCCCAGACUUGUCGAGCUUCUGCAAAGUGCUGCCAAAUCUGAGAAGAAGGACAAGAAAUUGCCCAGUGUAGCGUUUGAUUUGCUACAAGUUUCACUGAAGGAAGGUGCCUUUGAACUGUUCUGGAAAGAAGGGGUGGAGAACAGGCUACUGAAGGAGAAAUCGGGACCCGUGAGUUACAUGUGCUACCGGUUGCUGGGCAGUGCUCUCCCCUUGUUGUCUCUGGAUCAGCUACAGAUGGUUCUCAAAGGGAAGGUGAUGCAGCACUACGGAGAACAUGUGAUAACAACUCAGCUUCCAGACCGGUUUAAGUUUGCUCCAGAGAUGGAAACGUAUAUAGAUGAAUUUCUGAAAAGCUGUGAUGACACAGAGAGGCAGCUGGAGGUGGUGAUCGGCUUCUCUACUCUCACCAAUCAAGGCUAUCCAGUAUUUUCUGGCUCUUCCAGGGUAGUUGUACACCUGCAGCCAGUGGCAUUACAAAAAUAUGUUGCCUGGCUCAAAGACAUGUUUCUCAAGCCAGACUUUGACUGUUGUUUAGACUUCUCAAGUAACCGGCAAAAACAGAACCGAGAAAAUAUAAACACGGCGCAAUAUAAGAUAAAUCGAUUAAGAAAAUGGAUAAUCCACCGCCUUGCUAACAUCAUUGAAAGUCAAGCAAAAAAAGAUGAGAGCCUCGUGGUGGACAUUUCCAGGUUUUGCUUCUUCCAUGCUUUUUUUGAGGCUAAGAAAAAGACUCCUCAGAUACAAGAGGCAAAUGUCCUUCCAUCAGAGCCCCUAGAUGAGCAUGCUCAUUCAGUGACAGAAAACUACUUCUUUGGGUUGCUUCAGAACUUAAACACCUUGCCUGUUUUGGGAGAUACAGCAAAGGCUGCAGCCCUGAGGGAGAAGCACAUCCAUGGUGUGACUGCAGAUGGGAAGCUCUGGAUCUUUCUUCUUGUUCAAUAUGCCAACAAGCUGCUCUCCAGUGGGCACGUCAGACCUGUGAAGCCUUUUACCGAGGGACAGAGGGAUGCCUGGGAGAGAACACUUCAGGCUGUGAAGAAUCUGCAGAAGAAGGAAAAUAAGUCAGACAGUGCCAAAGUAGUUGCUUUCCAGCAACUUCUGCUUUUAAUGGCCAUUCAUCUUUUCAAGAAUCCGUCAGAAACAGUGGAUGUUCUGAGUGACCUUCUGAACUGCACAGAGAGGGCAUUCAGCAAAGAACCUGAGAAUAAAAAGACUGACGAUGCAGAGCCAGGAUGGGUUGAAGUGAUGGUGGAAAUCCUUCUCUCCCUCCUUGCCCAACCCAGCCUACUCCUACGUCGGAUUUCCAAGAGUGUGUUUGUACGGAUAUGCCCUCAUCUGACCAAGAGGGGCUUGCAGCUGAUCCUGGAUGUUCUUGAUCCAUACAAAGAGCAGAAUGAAGAAAGUGCUGUUGUUGUGAUGGAAGAAUCGGGCAAAAAGAUCAAAUCCGCACAGGACACGGAUGAAGAAGGGAGUGAGGGCUCUUCAGAUGAAGACACUGAGGAGGAGAAUGACAGUGGAGAAGAGGAAAAGAAUGAAGAAGUCGAUGAUAAUUUUCGCAGUCAGCUGAUGAACGUGCUCCAGGCAGGGAAUGCAUUGGAAGGAGACGAGAGUGAUGAAGAGCUGGAUGAUGAGGCUAUGAUGGCUCUUGACAAGAACAUCUCAGCCCUUUUUGCGGAGAAGCAGAAACGGAUCCAGGCAAAGAAGGAUGAGAAAGGCAGGAUGUGGAAAGAGAAGAUCCUACGGAGGGAUUUCAAGAUUAAGGUGCUGGAUCUGAUUGAAGCGUUCUUGGUUAAGCAAUCGGAGAGCCCAUUGGUGUUUGACAUUAUUGAGCCCCUGCUUCGAGUGAUUGAACAAUGCAUGACCUCAGACUCAGACAAGCAGGAGGUUGACUUUCUCCAGAAAACAGCCAACAUCUUCAGGAACUCACUGUGCCGAACUAAACAGUACUGCAAGAGAGUGGAUGCUCUAAAAGAUGAUUUGCACAGUUUUGUGGAGAGGCUUGUGAAAAAAGCCUGCAAGCACACUCACUCUUCAGUGGCUCUCUAUUAUUUCAGUGCCUCACUAUACCUGCUCAAGGUGUUGAAAGGAAGCAUGUCCGAUAAGUCAUCAGCUCCUACCCCUCUGCCAGAGAAACAGAGCGAUGCCGUCCCACAGGCUGCUCAGCUUUUGAGCACAGGUUGUUUGGAUGUGGAGAGGGUGGCUGUACUAUAUCGGGAAGCACUGACACAGCUCUUUACUAAACGGAAGAGUGCCCUUACAAGCUCCAUGUUCUUUGAUCUCUUCAAACGAUUCCCGAUCAUGUGCAAGCUAUUAGUAGAUACUCUUGUCAAGUCUAUCACAGCAGGAGCGAGGCAACAUCAGCAGGCCCAGGCCUGCUCGCUUCUCCAAAAGGUUCUGCUGCUUCGUGAAUUGAAGUCCAUCGUGACAGAGGAGGAGUGGGAGGACUUGAUCAGAGAAAGCAUCAUCCAGCUGACGCAGAGUUUGAAAGCGCUUGACAAGCGUAUCCUGAAGGCUGACAAAGAGAAAGUUGCCAAGAACUUGGAGCUGUUGAACAUCCUCCUCAAAACUGUGACAGAACAGAAGCUUCGUGUGAAUUUGACGGAGUUGGACAAAGUGCUGGUAGCUCUGAACCAGGCAGAAGGCAUUGGGAGUUCAGCGCGUCUCGACUCUCUCUACUGGAACGUCAUGCGCUGGCUGAAUUAUACGAAGCCCAAGAAAGAGAAGACGGCCAAUAAGCCAGCACAGGAAGCAGAGUCCCUUAAGCGGAAAAAGAAAGGCUUCCUGCCAGCGACCAAGAAACGCAAGAAUCGCAAGAAAGGUAUCCAGGAGAAUGGGGCAGCACCAGAAGCUCCUGAAGAUGGAGAACCAGCAGCCCCAGAGGAGCUAGGAACAGAAACCCCCAAGCAGAAGAAAGGCCUUGUGCCUGGUAGCAGCAAACACAAGAAGCAGAACAGAGGGGUCAGGGAGAACGGAGUGGCGAAGGCAGAGAGCGGGACGGAAGCUGUUAAUGGAGGAGAUGCUGUGGCUGCCAAGAAGAAGAAGAAGAAAAGAAAGAAGAAUGUGAACAGAAAAAGAAAAUGUGAUGUAGGCAAUGAAGCCGAGCCAGGUCCAGCUGCAAAGAAAACCAAGGGAAGUGACAGCCAGGAGACUCAGCAGAAGCAGGGCAAAGCCAAGAAGAAAAGAAAAGAGAAGAAAACUCCAGUGCUGCAGGAGUAAAUUCCAUGGACUUGCCCAGGCCUGGCACGGCUAGUGUGGCUCAGAGGACUGUUUUAAUAUCUUUUAUAACUAUAGUUUUUAUGUCCUCCCUACCUUUAAAUAAACCUUCCGUGAUGCUGAGCCCUAAAGCUGCUUGUCUGAAUUGUGUGGAGAGUUCACCUUGAGCACAGGGAGCAUCAGGAGGUCACUCUCCCUUCUCUGGCAGUGCCAAACAGCCUGUGCUUGGGAGCACAGACUCUGUCUCCAUGUUUUCCCAAGGCAGAAGCGAAGGCUUGUUUGGAUUUCUGGGUGGCUGUGGUAGGUGUGCUGGCACUGCCGAGUCGUGUGGUCAAGGCCUGUGGGAGCUUCUCAGGUGACCCCUAAAGGCACAUUUCUGUCCUGCCCCGGCUGCACAGCACUCACAGCUUUUCCAGUCUGGGAGAUGC